Tetrapisispora phaffii CBS 4417 is the source of this 543-nucleotide messenger RNA. It is a transcript of the gene APC11, whose product is annotated as anaphase promoting complex subunit 11. The record is from RefSeq and is a predicted model, not a curated record. Gene Ontology annotation, biological process: anaphase-promoting complex-dependent catabolic process; protein ubiquitination; positive regulation of mitotic metaphase/anaphase transition. The transcript has a single exon. Gene Ontology annotation, cellular component: anaphase-promoting complex; nucleus. NCBI's taxonomy places the organism in Eukaryota, Fungi, Ascomycota, Saccharomycetes, Saccharomycetales, Saccharomycetaceae. Bases 1 to 543 code for a protein of 180 amino acids. Gene Ontology annotation, molecular function: zinc ion binding; ubiquitin protein ligase activity; cullin family protein binding.
AUGAAAGUGCAGAUUAAGAAUGUGAACGGUGUAUUUGCUUGGGGUUGGCAAAUUCCUAAACAUGAUCAAAAAGUUAAGAAAGAUCACAACAAUAGCAUCGUUUCAGGGUCAGAUGUAGACCACCAAGAGCAAAAUAGUGAUGACGAAGAUGACGAAGAAGAUUUCUGUGGUAUCUGCAGAGCUAGUUUCAUUAGAGCAUGUCCUAAUUGUAAAUUUCCAAGCGAUGGCUGUCCUAUUGUGAUUGGAAAAUGUAAGCAUAAUUUCCACGUCCAUUGCAUAUUCGAAUGGUUAGAGACUGAGGCUUCUAGAGGUCUUUGUCCCAUGUGUAGGCAAGUAUUUGAAUUACGCAAAGGUGUGGUUAUUAACGAUCUGCAUUACGUUACUUUUAAAGAGUUGAUAUUGAAAAGACAAAAAGAACAGAAUGAGUUCGAAGCCACUGCAGAAGAUGAUGAAGCUCUAGCUAGAAUGAUAGCAGCACAAGAGGGUAAUAAUGGAGAUGUUCCUGUAGACGAUAUACUAGAUCAAGACAUGGUUGUCCGAUAA